GUAACGAAGGCGCGGAUAAAUUUGCGUGACGAAUGGGCUGACGCACUGGAGCGAUCCUAUGCGCGGCUCAAGGCGCGUGUAGAGAAGAACGUUGAUCUCGACGACGCGAUGCGCAUGGACCGUCUCCCGGACCAUCUCCUACUCUCCAACCCCCCAGACGCCCCCACCCUCUCCUACGCCUCCGCCCUGCUCGACCGGCUCGACAAUCCUCACAAGCCGACCGACGGGCUCACCUGGGCGCAGAUCCUCGCCGAGGAGCCGCUCGAGGGCGAGCACUGGGCGCUCAGCGCGGACAGCGAGAGCGAUAGCGACCUCAGCCCGUGGGACGACGACCCGGAGCUGCUGCGCGAGCGCGCGUCCGCGUCGAGCGCCGCCUCCGAAUACGAGGCGUAUGGCGAAGACGACGCCGAUGUGGAUAAGGGUGAGGAUAAGGAAGGUGAGAGGGACGUCGAGCUCGCGAUCCCCCAACGGUACGACCACCGCGACAAGAUCGAGGAGAUCCAGGCGCAACAAUACUGGCGCGCGGACUGGAAACCCGACCUCGACCUCGAUAAAGAAUUUGACAUCGGGGACCCGCCGGCGUACAAGAUUGGCGGGCCGAGCAGCGAGAAAUAUAUCUACGAGCACGACGCGGUGCGCGAAGUUCUCAUGGCGCUUCAGGGCCGCCAGAACCUCCUUUUCUCAUGGACACACCAAGGCGGGAACACUUUUUCGUUCACCCCCUCCCAGACCGCUCCGCGCCUAGCGCACUAUACGCUCAACGCGCAGCUCUCCCUCCUGCGCUCGUUCGCGAACACCGCGACGACCGUGCACCACCUGCGCAAGUUCGUCGCGUCUGUGUACUCGCGCCCGGGAAGGGUGCGGACGAUCGAGGCCUUCGCGGAGGCGGUCGAGCGCGAGCUGUGCAGGUUCGAGGGGUGGUGCGCCGCGCGGGAGGAAGACAUCGUCCUGGCGCAGAAUGGCUUGGAUGCGGGCUCACCCAGGACGGUGGUAAGUCUGCUCAGCCUGGAGAAGCGGCUGCGAGACGAGUUCGGGCGCGCGUACGAGGUCCUCCUGGACGUCUCGCGGCGGGCAAUGCGCCGCGCCACCUCGCGCAGCGCGCACGCACACGCCGACGACGACACCGACGAAGUGUGGAUCCUGUCCGAGCUGCCGACGCGUGCGCCGCCCGCGCUCGUCGCCGCCUUCCUGCUCGACGCGCUCUUCGCCAGUGCGCAGACGUUCGCGGGGAUGGGCGACACGGUCGUUCCGACCGUGCUCCUGCGGGUGUUUGCGCGCGCGGCGGCGCCGGUGUGGGCGAUGAUGCAAGCGUGGGUGGGCGCGGGGCGCGUGGAAGCGGAGGAGUUCUUCGUGGAGGACAACGAGCUCGUGCUCGCGGACCCCGAGUUUUGGGGGGAGGGGUAUACCGUGCGUGGGGAAGGAGAUGAGGGGAGGGCGAGUGUGCCGGGGUUCUUGGAGGGGGUGGUGGGGAUGGUGGUCAGCGCGGGGAAGAGUGUGGGGUUGUUGAGGGCGCUAGGGCUUGAUGUGGACGGUGUGCAUGCGCGGGCGGAGUGGAGGAGUUUCUCUGCGGUGCUUGACGGUGAGGUGGGAGAGGGGCAUGUGUCUGCCGACGUGCUCUCGCAGGUGGUGUACGAUGAGCUGGUGGCGCCGUGCCGCACGGCGCAAACGUCGCUCACGCGAGUGCUCUUCGAGGAGUGCGAGAUGAUGCGACAUUUGGGCGCUGUUGAGAAUUUGUACCUCAUGAUGCGGGGAGAUGAUAUGACGCAUUUCGCGAACGUUCUCUUUGGCAAGAUGGACACCGGACAACAAUGGAGCGACUUCCACUUCCUGAACACCUCCUUCAGCGAGAUCGUCUCCUCCCAUCCAGGCCCUGCGCGAUGGAUCGACUCGGCCCUCGUACGCCUCUCCUACCGCGGCACACGGACAACCAACCGUACCGUCAGGGCACUCGAGGGUCUACAGGUUGAGUACGCCGUGCCCUUCCCGCUCACGUACGUCCUCGGGCCAAGGGUGCUGAGCGCCUACAAUGUGUUGUUUGUAUUCUUGCUCCAGUUGCGCCGGGCGAAGGGCGUGCUGGAUAGUAUCCUGGUGUUCUAUGCAAUGCGGAGCAAGUUGUCUUGGUUCGUCAAUACGCUCUUGAAUUUCGUAGGGACACAUGUCCUCCAUGCUCAAGUAGCGCUCCUACACACUGCAGUCCAUAAGGCUGAAUCCCUGGACGAUGUCAUCCGGCUUCACGAAGAGCACCUCGAGAAGAUCUGCGGACGCUGCUUCCUGCGGGAAAACACUGCUGCCCUACACCGAGCUGUCACGUCAGUGCUUGACAUGAGCCUGUACUUUAGCGACUGUUUCGUCGCCUUCGCAGGCGACACCACACAUGACAUCUCCCGGGCGUAUUUGCUGCUGACCCGGCGCCAUCGCAGUCGUCAACAGAGGCGUCUACGGCGAAACGUCAUCGGGUUUUCGCAGUCAUUAAUCAGACCGGAAGAUGACUCUGAGUCCGAUUCCGACGAAGACGGCGAGAUGGCGCCAGAGCCUUCGUUCUCUGUCGCAGCGUCUGUUUCUCUCGCAGAAGAGGGUUUCUUCAUUCGCCUCGAUAAGAUGUCGUCCGACUUGGAUGGGUUGGUAAAGUUUAUACGCCGAGGUGUCGAGAGUUUGGCGGCUGGAGCUGGGGAGUCGGGUCAGGUAUUUGGUGUCCUUGCUUUCUCCUUGGAGGACUGGGAUAGGUAGAGAAGCAUAGUUGUGAUAAGAUGUACAGAUACAAGGAUUAUUUGGAUACUUAUGGACUCAUAUGAUUCUUGCGAACCUCCCGGGCAUGUCAGCCGGCUCAUCAUUUAGCACUGUACCAUACCUUGCCCAAAGCCAAAGAAGGUGGGGGAGGGUAUUCUUUACCAAGCGAUCCUCACUUUUCCAAUCUUGAUGAUAACAGGCAAGUGACCUGUCCACUUGCUUCAUUCCAGUACACUCAACCCACCUUUUCUAUCCACACGUCGGUUGAUACCACCGAGCAGUAUCUUUGUGAGCUUCUCAACGGUCAGUUGGCC
Messenger RNA from Gloeophyllum trabeum ATCC 11539, 3041 nucleotides. RefSeq lists its product as uncharacterized. The record is from RefSeq and is a predicted model, not a curated record. The transcript is spliced from 11 exons. Gene Ontology annotation, cellular component: equatorial microtubule organizing center; spindle pole; centrosome. Gene Ontology annotation, biological process: cytoplasmic microtubule organization; microtubule nucleation; meiotic cell cycle. Gene Ontology annotation, molecular function: microtubule minus-end binding; gamma-tubulin binding. NCBI's taxonomy places the organism in Eukaryota, Fungi, Basidiomycota, Agaricomycetes, Gloeophyllales, Gloeophyllaceae. The coding region runs from base 109 to 2727 and encodes 872 amino acids.